Messenger RNA from Megalobrama amblycephala (Wuchang bream), 6083 nucleotides. It is a transcript of the gene znf687a, whose product is annotated as zinc finger protein 687a. The transcript has 12 exons. The coding region runs from base 854 to 4585 and encodes 1243 amino acids. Lineage: Eukaryota; Metazoa; Chordata; Actinopteri; Cypriniformes; Xenocyprididae. The record is from RefSeq and is a predicted model, not a curated record.
CCCUUUCCUGUCGUUUCCUCCUUCUCCAUUUCUUCCCAAGAAACUGCGCCGUAUCGCAAAACUGCAAAUAAAUAUCAAGCUGCUCUCUCUCUCUCUCUCUGUUGCUCUUUCUCUCGGGCUCCGUCCCAAAUGGCACCCUAAACACUCGCAGUCUUUCUACUAGUCCGCACUUUUGUGACGUGACGCCGCUUUGACUGUCGGGAAGAAGUCUAGUGCGGGCUCAGCAAAAGUGCACAUCGAGCGCAAAGGGGGCGCUCGCGAGCACCCUUCUGAAAACUAAAAUAGCAAACUGGACACUUUACGGUUUCAUCAACGGACACGCGCACGCGGAAGACAUUGUAAGUCCACAAGACCGACAGUGCAUGAAGUGUGCAAUUUGGGACAGGGCCUAGCUCUAACUGUCGAAGUAACCAUGGCAACGGAUAGCGUAUCCUGCAAAUAUGGCAACGCCUUCCCGAAAUACAACGCGGAUUGAAAACAUCGUGACGCAACUCCUCGUUCUCGGACAUCGAUAAACCACAGCAGCAACCUACUGUACAUUACUGAACAACUUUGACUUGGCUCCGUCAUAAACACACACUUUAAUGCAAUACAUUUCCUGCAUACAUCUGUAAAUCAGCUUUGACUUCCUCUUCCGGAGUGAACGGGUUGGUGAACUCAGCGAGUGGACCGUGUGUGGUUAUCAUGGGCAUAAACUCCAUUUCGCUACUGUCACACGCAACAGUUCAGCUCUAACAGUAUCGACGUUUGCAUAUGUACGCUGGAAAGACUUGUUUUUCUUCAGAGGUGACGCAAAUGCUGUGCGCCGUCCUGGGUCACUCCGAGAAUAUUUGGCCAGGUAUUAGCCAUCUACAUGGGAAUGGGGGACAUGAAGACACCAGAUUUCGAUGACCUGCUGGCAGCGUUUGACAUUCCAGACAUUGAUGCCAAAGAAGCAAUUCAGUCUGACACCGAUGGUAAUCAUAAUGACCGCAGUGGUGUUGUUGGAAAGGAGAGAAGUGGAAGUCCAUGCCUAAGGCCCCCAGAAAGCCCUGAGUCUGUUCCUUUAGCUCCUCACAGCGACCCUCCUGUGGUCAGUGUGAUUGUAAAAAACAGUGUACAUUCUGAUGACAAAACUGAAGAGGAUGUAACUGGAGACUUUCCUGGUGCUAAUACAUCACAUGAGUCUCCAGGUCCCAGAGAAGAUGACCUAAUGCCUCCAGAUCCAUUCAUCUAUAAUGGACUCAAAAUUGUCUCAGAUGGGGCUACACAACCCUCUACAACACCAAAUCUGACCCAGAUGCAGCCCAAUGGGCCACUUUGGUCUCUCUCUUCCUCUAGAGUAUCUAAUGAUGACAACCAGGAUGGCAUUUCUUCUAAACAUCCUGCUAGCACUUUCUCCCCACCUCAGUCCUUACCCCUGACUGAUCCCCCCAUCUUAUCUAAACAUUUAAUUAGUUCAAACUUUCCCCCCAGAGUUGAUUGUGAGGAAGCACAACCAUUAAAUGGCAAUUUGAGGGCAGGAGUCCGUCGUCAUUUAUCUGAAGAUGAAGACUCUGAACCAGACCUCGGUAGCCCUGCACUCGUCAUACAGGAGAGCCCAGAUUCCCAGCUGUGCUCUGCUCCCAAGGUACCACGAUUACAACGAUCCCCUUCAAGUGUGUUUCAGCUGCCCUCUCCCUCGUCCCCUUCCUUACCAGUGAGUAACACUCAAAUUGAGGAGCCCCCAAAACUUCUACAAAGCAGCGUCAACCCAACAUCCAUGACCUCCAAAAAUGAUUUGCCGGCUAAAGAAAAAGACAUCGAGCACAUAAUAGAGGAGAGAGAUUCUCCUGAGAGCCCUGAGCCAGAAAUCCCUCAACCUCAUACAUCUCUACCCUCAAAUCAACUCGGAGCCAAUGAGCCAGAACAGAAGGAGAGAAGAGAAGAAGCCCCUCAAGAUCAAGUUAUUGACAUGAGUGUAAGUGUGCAGGAGAAGAGCGGUCUUCACAAAAAAAAAGAUUAUGAUGGAGCUGAGGAGACCGAAGGGAAAUCUGCAGAGCCUAGUUUGGUAGAUUCAGCCUCUGAAGAUGUCACAAACUCCAGCAAGACCUCCGCCAAGCCUCUCAAAGUGAGAAUCAAGACUGUCAAAACGUCUGCCGGAAACAUCACACGUACUGUAUCUAAAGUGGCUCCCAAAGGAGGGGCCUCCAAGGGUCCAGGCGGCUCCAAAGUUCAAGCAGGGGCCCGUAAGUCAGUCCACAGGGUUCAGAAAUCUGGCGCUGCUUCUCAAGGACCACCUCAGGUGACGAUGUUGCCCGUGUCCACUCUUCAGGAUGCCAGCACAGCCAUGUUAUUUGCUGCCAGCAGGGCACAGAAUCAAAUAGCCACCACUCUCUCUGCCACUGCAGUCAACAUCACCAGAACAUCAACCCUGCCAUCCAUCUCCUCUCUGGGGCAGAAAACGAUGAAUGGGAACCCUGGGACAGCCAAACCAGCCUCCAUUGUGAACAGCACAGGAGCUGUGAUCUCACGCAGCCAGUCUAGCCUCGUGGAGGCCUUCAACAAAAUCCUCAACAGUAAGAAUCCACUGCCAAGUUAUCAGCCGGACCUCUCCACCAUGCCUCCCCCUGAAUGGGGUCUUCGAUUGCCCUCAACGGGAUAUCGUUGCCUUGAGUGCGGGGAUGCGUUUGCCCUGGAGCGCAGCCUAGCGAGGCACUACGAUCGCCGCUCUAUGAGGAUCGAGGUGACCUGUAACCACUGCUCCAAACGCCUGGCCUUCUUCAAUAAGUGCAGCCUGCUGCUCCACGCACGAGAACACAAGGAGAAGGGGCUGGUUAUGCAGUGUUCACACCUCGUCAUGAGUCCUGUCAGUGUGGAGCAGAUGAUUGGCCAGCAGGAUACCGUGCCUAUAGGUAUACUCUCUCCUGCUCUGCCUGCCCUUAAAGAAAGUGGUGGCCAACUGACACAAUCUUCUGAUAACAGCUGUCCAGAGUGUUGGAGUCCAUUCAAAGGGAAGGCAGAAAUAGCAGCACACUUUCAAGAGGUUGAUCCUGGUGUCACUGACAUGUGUUGUAUGCAGUGUUCUCCUCAAAUGCCACUGUGGAACUCAUGCAGUGCUGCAGCUCACCGCCGGUUACAUCAGCAGCUUCCUCCACUGGUUUGCCCUGAAUGUGGUGUCAUCUGUCAGCUUCAAGACCUCAACACUCACCUGAAUCAAACCUGCCUGCAUUACUCACGUCGCCUUGGAUAUAGAUGUGCCUGUUGUCAUUUGGUGUUUGGAGGAGUGAAUAGUCUGAACGCUGUGAAAAAUCACAUGCAGGCGUCUCACUGUGAGGUCUUCCAUAAAUGCCCCUCCUGCCCCAUGGCUUUCAAAUCACCCUCUGGUGCUGAAGCCCACUGCACCUCCCAGCAUCCUGAACUCCCUGAGACGGCAAGACAGUCUAAGGAGAUCUAUAAAUGCGUGUUGUGUCGGACCGUUUUUACCCAGAAGGCAUUGCUCAAUGUCCAUUUCGACACUCACUUAGCUAAGCAGAAGAUGCACGUGUUUAAAUGCCCUGACUGUAACAAGCUCUUCACGCAGAGAGGUUCCCUCCUUGAGCAUGUUAAGGACUCUCACAGGGACAUUUAUGACACUUCGGCACAGAACAACUUGGUAAAGAUGGAUAGCUCAGAUGGGGAGGAGUGGGGGCGGGAUGAAGACAGAGGAAGAGUGGCAAGAGAGGAUGGGAACUCUGCUGCCCCACAUAUCCAGAGCUGGAGCUGCUCACAGUGCCAGACGCGCUACAAAGAGAAAGAGAGCUACAUCACCCAUAUGUCCGAGCAGCAUGGCAAGGAACUGAAGAAGUUUCCAUGCACUCUUUGUGAAGGCUCCUUCUCUUCAUCCUCAAGUUUAAGACGCCACAUUCGUGUGAAACACAAAGGCAUCAAAAGAGCUUUUUAUUGCCAACUUUGUACAGGUGGGAAGAGGAGUUUCAGCAGUAAGCUGAUUCUUGAGAAACAUAUUGAGGCUCAACAUGGAGGAGACAGACGAGCAGCCAAAAAGGCAGUUCCUCAAAUCACAGAUGCAGCUGACAGCUCAUCUGAGCAUGAUGGUGCUACUUUGGGCGGGGCCUCAGUUGAAGCAGAAAGCCAAUUGGCUGAGAGCAGCCUGACCAGACAUAGCAAAAGAGCUGCAGCUGAGGAGCAGGAAGCCACGGGAUUUCGCUGCAUGCCAUGUGGUUUUACCACAGAGGACAGGGAGGAAUUUCUCCAGCAUAUUGUCUGUCACCGUGACGGGGGCAGCACCUUUCAGUGUCAGCAGUGUGGGGCAUGUUUCGCAUCCACCUCCUCUCUCAGCAGGCAUCUUUUCAUCAGCCAUCGUGUGCGUGAUUCUCCCUCCGAUCACGCUGAGGCAUCUCCUGUCACUGGUUUAACUUCUGGACAUGUGACCUCUGACUCUGCAGUUACGGCAUGGUCCCCGGGGUCACCAUCGAGUGUAGGGGGGACACAGGUAGAGGAUGGGGAAGGUAAGCACACCUGUAAGGUGUGUGGACGUUACUUUAGCAAACCUGCUGAUCUUAAUACACACUUCAGAACUCAUGGCAUGGCCUUCAUCACCGCAUACAAAACAGACAAACCAGCGUAGAGAGACAGGAAAGAAUUAACACGAGAGUGAAACUGAUGAAACCUGGCAGGUACAUGUCCAGGAACAUAUGCCACCCCAAAAUCAAAAACAAAAAAUAAGAAAUUAUAUUUUACUUGAAGAAAAUGAAGCCUAAUUUUAGGACUGUUUUUAAUUUUAAGAUUUUUUUUUUUUUCAUUAUAUUUAAUUUAUUUUGUGACUUUUUUUUUUUAAUUAAGCACACAUAUUCUAAUUACUGUAAUAAAGUAUAAUAUAAUAUAAUAUAUAUAUAGCCCUUUAUUUAUGCUGAUUUAAAUAAAAAAUUACAGCCUCACAGUAACAAAUAACAUCUAAUCUAAUUAGACAAAAUCUCAAAAGUAAAAUGUCCAGAUAUACGGUUUUGGCAAGAAAAUGUGCUUAAUUGUUAUGAAAAUGUAUAUUUAAUUAAAGUAGAUUUAAAUUUCUUUAUGCAACAUAUAAUUUCUUUUAUAUUUUUUUCUUCGAUUUUGAUCGGGGUGAAAUGUGAGCAGUAUUUCUGUGGGAUUAAGCAGAAAGUGAAUGUAACUGAGAGUCUGCAGAUUAACAUUUAGGUUUGUCGCAGGCUUUUAACACCACAUUCACAUGAGAAAUACACUGCGCCGGGGCAAAUCAUGUUUGUAAUAACAUGUAGUAACUCUACUAGACCAGUUUUGCAAAGUCGAGGAGAGCCUGAUGUCGAUCAAGUAAUGCUGUAGUGUAGGAGUCACUUAGGUUUGAUCAACCUAUAAAGUGAUCGCAACAAGCUCUUAAUUAAUCUGAGGGGUUAGGAGAAGGGCAAGACACUGAGCGCCAUGUCUUUGAGUUCUUAACGUAAUCUGAGGGUCAUGCACUUGUUUACCGGUCCUGCUAUAUUUCUGUGCCUACUGAUUCUAUUUUGCAAACAAAAAAGAUGCAGUCCGUUUUCUCUAAUGCAAAAUGCAGCUUACUAUUAAUAAAAUACUGUAAUUACUAACAGUUUAGCACAGCCAAAUGAUCCCAAAUCAGGUGACUCCUUUGUGCUUGAAUAAUUAUUUUUGUUUAAUGUCUGUAUUUCUUCUAUUUGUGUUUUCCAUAGAUUCAAAUCAGGAAACUUGCUGAAUAGUUGCUGAUCUUUAAAAUAAGAAUGAAAUAAGUGCCUUCUUCAUUUAGUCUUAAGAUUCUUUAAGACAAGAUUACACUUAAAGGCCUCAGAUGAUCAUUUCCUCACUGGGAGGAAUUUAUUUGUAUUGUGUGUGUGUGUGUGUGUGUGUGUGUGUGUGUGUGUGUGUGUGUGUGUGUGUGUGUGUGUGUGUGUGUGAUGGAGUUGAAAAAGUUAUUUUUAUUUUUUAUGUUUGUGCUGGAGUUAUGUUUUAUUGAUGCCUUACACAUCAUGUCUUCUGGUUUUCUUUUUAAAUAUGAUUAAUAGAGCCUGUUGUAAUGUAACCUCUUGCAUUCUCUUUUGUUUUUGGCUGUUUCAUAUUGAUUUUGUUCAGAUAAAUAAAAAAUUGUAAUGGCUAAAUCAUUA